Penicillium egyptiacum is the source of this 651-nucleotide messenger RNA. NCBI's taxonomy places the organism in Eukaryota, Fungi, Ascomycota, Eurotiomycetes, Eurotiales, Aspergillaceae. The record is from the annotation of a GenBank genome assembly.
AUGGCAUCGACACCAACCAUCCUCAAAAGCCAAUCGCAAUUCGGCCGGAACACAUUGCGUCGUGCCCCCAUCAGGCUCAAGCAACACAGUAAGAGCUGGUCCGGAGGCGACUUCACCAUCUUAACUUGCCCAAGUGAAGGAGGCUCCGUUACCAAAUUAUUCUCCGUCGACGGUGAUUUCGGAUCAUUGAGUCAGCGACGGCACUUUCGAGAUGCCUCAGGUCUGCCGCGUUUUGAACUCCAUCGUAAAAAGUCCGGUGUGACGUGGUUUGUUCACCUGCCUGGUGUAAAAAGCGAUGCCGAGCCCAUUGCCGCGAUCGCGACGAAAUGGAGUGCUUUCAAAGACAAGUUUGACGUCCACAUCAAGAAUGCCGCCGCAAGCGGCGAGGACACGACACUAGAAGUCCGCGGACAGGAUAUAUGGAAAGUGGAGACGCAUGCCUAUCACAACGGUGCGCUGGCUAUGAGAGCAAAGCUUACGGAUGUACUCUCGGUAUAUGUGCCGGGUAAACGCCCUGAAUGGGAGUUGACGGUUGCAGAAGGCAUGGACCUCCCGUUGGUAGGGCCCCUACUACGAGAUAUCCCAUACGAUGAGUCUAACAGUGCGUUUGUAGGCGUCUAUUAUCGGUGUGCUCCUGGCCACCUUGCUUAA